AAGUGUCAGAGGUCGCUGUGCUGCCCCACAGCCGUGCGCUCGGGGAGAUGGACGGCUAGAGCCCGCGGCCCUCCGCCUCCUCUUCCCCGCCAGCAUGUUCGGCCGCUCCCGCAGCUGGGUGGGCGGUGGGCACGGUAAGGCCGCCCGCAGCAUCCACUCCUUGGACCAUCUCAAGUAUAUGUAUCAUGUUUUGACCAAAAAUACCACAGUAACGGAUCACAACCGCAAUCUGUUAGUGGAGACUAUUCGUUCUAUAACUGAAAUCCUUAUAUGGGGAGAUCAGAAUGACAGCUCCGUGUUUGACUUUUUCUUAGAGAAGAACAUGUUUGUUUUCUUCUUGAACAUCCUGCGUCAGAAAUCUGGUCGUUAUGUAUGUGUACAGCUGCUGCAGACCUUGAACAUCCUCUUUGAAAAUAUUAGUCACGAGACAUCACUCUAUUAUUUGCUCUCUAAUAAUUAUGUAAAUUCUAUCAUUGUCCACAAAUUUGACUUUUCUGAUGAGGAGAUCAUGGCAUAUUAUAUCUCAUUUCUGAAAACACUUUCCCUGAAACUCAACAAUCACACUGUACACUUUUUUUACAAUGAGCACACUAAUGAUUUUGCCUUGUAUACGGAGGCCAUUAAAUUUUUUAACCACCCAGAGAGCAUGGUCAGAAUUGCUGUCAGGACUAUAACUUUAAAUGUCUACAAAGUGUCAUUGGACAACCAGCCUAUGUUGCACUACAUUCGAGAUAAAACUGCUGUCCCCUACUUCUCCAACCUUGUUUGGUUUAUUGGGAGCCAUGUGAUAGAACUGGAUACCUGUGUGCAGACUGAUGAAGAGCACAGAAAUAGAGGCAAACUGAGUGAUUUGGUAGCAGAACAUCUGGAUCAUUUGCAUUAUCUGAAUGAUAUCCUUAUCAUUAAUUGUGAAUUCUUAAAUGAUGUGCUCACAGACCACCUACUUAAUAGGCUGUUUCUGCCUCUCUAUGUGUAUUCAUUAGUAAAUCAAGAUAAGGGUGGGGAGCGUCCAAAAAUAAGUCUCCAAGUUUCUCUCUAUCUUCUCUCACAAGUUUUCCUGAUUAUACAUUAUGCACCUCUGGUGAACUCGCUGGCUGAGGUUAUUCUUAAUGGAGACCUUUCAGUAUUCUCCUCAAAAGUUGAGCAAGAUAUUCAGAGAAGUUCAGCAAAAUCAAGCAUCAGAUGCUUCAUAAAACCUACAGAGACACUGGAGAGAUCUCUUGAAAUUAACAAGCAUAAGGGAAAGAAGAGGUUGCAAAAAAGACCCAACUAUAAAAAUGUUGGUGAAGAGGAUGAAGAGGAGAGAGGACUUGAGGAUACUCAAGAAGACCCAGAUAAGGCUAAAGGUACAGAGGGUAGUUCAAAAGGCAUCAAGGCAAGUGGGGAAAAUGAAGAAAUAGAGAUGGUAAUCAUGGAGCGGUGUAAGAUGUCAGAAUUAUCUAUCUCAACGGUGACAGAGCAGAAUACAACUGAUGAAGAAAAGAGUGCUGCUGCCUCUGGGAGUGAAAAGACAAACUGGAGCAGGCCUUUUUUCGAUAUGGUAUAUAAUGCACAGGACUGUGCUGAAGAUGAUUACUAUGCUCUCUUUGUACUUUGUCUUCUGUAUGCAAUGUCUCAAAAUAAAGGAAUUGACCCAGUCAAGCUGGAAAGAAUUCAGCUUCCAGCCCAGCAUGCUGAGGAGAAAAGCUCAUACAACCACGUACUUGCAGAAAGGCUCAUCAGGAUAAUGAAUUAUGCUGCUCAACCAGAUGGAAAAGUUCGUCUUGCAACACUGGAACUGGGCUGUCUAUUACUAAAGCAGCUGGUUUUAUCUAAAAGUGGCAGUAUUAUAAAAGAUGUUCACCUUGCUUGCCUUGAGGGUGCAAGAGAAGAGAGUGUUCAUCUUCUGCGACACUUCUAUAAGGGAGAAGAGAUUUUUCUGGAUAUGUUUGAAGACGAAUAUAGGAGUAUGACAAGUAAGCCCAUGAAUGUCGAGUACUUGAUGAUGGAUGCCUCCAUUCUGCUCCCACCAACGGGGACACCACUAACUGGUAUUGAUUUUGUGAAAAGACUGCCAUGUGGAGAUGUGGAAAGAACACGAAGAGCAAUCAGAGUUUUCUUCAUGCUCCGUUCACUGUCACUGCAUUUGCGAGACGAGCCAGAAACUCAGUUGCCAUUGACAAGGGAGGAGGAUCUAAUAAAAACAGAUGAUGUUCUUGACUUGAAUAACAGCGAUUUAAUUGCUUGUACAGUGAUUACAAAAGAUGGAGGUCAAGUUCAGAGAUUUCUGGCUGUGGAUAUUUACCAGAUGAGUUUAGUUGAGCCAGAUGUUGCCAGACUGGGCUGGGGAGUAGUUAAAUUUGCGGGCCUUUUGCAGGAUAUGCAGGUAACUGGAGUAGAAGAUGACAGCAGAGCUCUGAAUAUAAUAAUUCACAAACCUGCAUCUAGUCCGCAUUCUAAGCCCUUCCCCAUUCUCCAAGCCACAUUUAUUUUUUCUGAUCACAUUCGCUGUAUCAUUGCGAAGCAGCGUUUGGCAAAGGGCCGCAUCCAAGCUCGACGUAUGAAAAUGCAGAGAAUUGCGGCUCUCCUGGAUCUUCCUGUCCAGCCUUCAACUGAAGUGAUGGGUUUUGGACACAGCUCUGCAUCUGCAUCACAGCACCUGCCAUUUAGAUUUUACGACCAGUCACGGCGUGGCAGCUGUGACCCUACUGUACAGCGAUCUGUUUUUGCAUCUGUUGACAAAGUCCCAGGUUUUGCAGUAGCCCAGUGUAUAAACCAGCCCAAUCCAUCACCGCUUUCAUCACCAUCUCCUUCUUCCAGUGGCAGUGGGAGUACUGGACAUUGUGAUUCAGUUACUGCCAGCUCAACUUCCACUCCCUCUGCAGCACACAGUCCAUCAGGUCUGGCAGGAAAGGACGACGGCGGGUGUUUAGUCUGUCGGAGGCUGACAGUCACGGUGGACACUGGGUUUAGGUCUUCAAGCAGCAGCUGCAACCGCAACUCGUGCAAAAUCAAUGCAGUAGAUGACUCUUCAGUUCCUGAACAGCCUCCCAUGACCUUUUCCAGUCAGGUGAUGAUGGUUGAUGAAACCUCUUCAGCUGCCUCAAAAUCUGGCAAGAACCCUGUAAAGAACUCUGAAGUGGAAACAGCUAACCUAUCCCCUAGCCUGAUUCCUGCACAACAGCCUACAAUAUCUCUAAUCUCCGAUGACAGUACAGAUGCACUGAGCGUAGAGUCACUUACACUGGUCCCACCGAUUGAUCCACAAAGCAUUCAUACUUUCAGCUGCAUUCCUCAGUCUUCCUUGCCUUCUGAAGUUUGUGGAGUGACAGAGGGAGAGGGUUCUGAUCAAAAUCAACAAGCAGACUGUGAUGAACAGUGAAGAAAAUGCAACUGACUGCUCUGUAUUUUCUUUAAGUGAGGUGAUGGGGGCAUUAAUAAAGCCACAAAGGCCAGUUGGCUCACAAGAAAGAGGCCAGUUACUCAGUAACUCAGUGUAUGGGCAACUCUUUAAAAUAAACAUUAUACAUUCAGCAUUUUUGAAGGAAAUCUCUAUUGUAAUAUGGGAAAGUGAAGAAGCUUUGUUGGGCUACCUUGGCUUCAUGAUGUUUUACUUCUCCAAAUAUGGAGAGACAGCAUUUGCCAGAAAAAGGAAAUAUUUUAGGAUAUUAUAGUACAGAGAUGCUGUUUCCAUUUGAAACAGUUUUUCUAUUCUGUUGGUCUCAUUCAGCUUUUAGAGGUAUGGCAUAAAAAAAACAGACUUGGCCACUUUCAGUAUUGUAUUCAUAGGAUUGUAAGCUUUAAUAUUGUAUCCUCUGUGUAAUAUUUAUUUCAAUGUUUGACUCAAGGCAACAUAAAUAUCAAGGAAAGAUUUUUUAUUAAAAUGAAACAAACCCCUGAUAUAACAA
This is a messenger RNA of Terrapene triunguis (Three-toed box turtle), 3887 nucleotides long. It is a transcript of the gene CLEC16A, whose product is annotated as C-type lectin domain containing 16A. Bases 95 to 3361 code for a protein of 1088 amino acids. The transcript is spliced from 25 exons. The record is from RefSeq and is a predicted model, not a curated record. Gene Ontology annotation, cellular component: endolysosome membrane; late endosome. Gene Ontology annotation, biological process: endosome to lysosome transport; endosomal transport; regulation of autophagosome maturation. NCBI's taxonomy places the organism in Eukaryota, Metazoa, Chordata, Testudines, Emydidae.